This is a messenger RNA of Naegleria lovaniensis, 1968 nucleotides long. RefSeq lists its product as uncharacterized. Lineage: Eukaryota; Heterolobosea; Eutetramitea; Acrasida; Naegleriidae. The coding region runs from base 1 to 1968 and encodes 655 amino acids. The transcript has a single exon. The record is from RefSeq and is a predicted model, not a curated record.
AUGAGUCAAGAAGACUCCAACAAUAACACGGCACGCUCUUCUUCCAACAGUAGUAAUCACUCACUCCCCAUUGAUAGUAGUACCACACACAUACAAGAGGACCAUCCCACUCGCAAUGACCUGAUAAUUGCUGAGCCUCCCACCGCCACUGCCACUCCCAAAGUCUCCUCCAACUGCAAUGGUUUGAAAGAUACCAAUAGAAUGGAGUACCCUCAUGAUGAUGGCAAUAUUCUGCACGAGGUUCAGCCCGAGUCACUCAUUCCAACCUCAAACAUUGUUCCAUCACAUAGUGUUAUCAUGGAUAUCCAUAACGACAACAACAAUAAUUCAGACAUGAUGGUUGUUGGAACGAGCCCAAUGAGUCCACGCUCUCCUUCUCAGCCCCUUCUCUCUUCCUCGAAUUCGAAUGCUUGUGAUGCUUUAUCCACUACAACUACUUCAUAUUGUACAACUCCUUCUUCCCCCAUCCCAAAACACGAUCUUGCAAUUCAACCAAGCACUUCAUCUCGUCCCAAAAGCUCCUCUUCCAAUGACGCUCAAUCACGAUCGUCUUCUGCAGUGGAGAGACGUUUGUCAGCUGCUCGUUUUCUCAAGUUAGAGAAGGAUGGUAAAAGUGGGGUGAAUCAAUCUAUUACUUCUCUCAAAACACCCAUGUCCUCCAAUUCCAAAACCAAGUCAAGAAAUAAUUUUCGAAUUCGAACUUGUUUUGGAAUGUUAGAGCUGGGACGAGUGAAAUUAUGUAACUUGCUUUCUUUGAUGGUCAACUUGGUGGCCUUUGUCGUAUUGAGUGUCAUCAUUAUUGGUGGUUAUAUUGGUCAAACAAAAAUUCAAGAACUUGUUUCUGGUAAUUUGGGCCUCGACACGGAAUUGAAUCGUGCUGAAAUGAUCAGUGCGUGUCGGGCAGCUGCUUUUUCAAAUUUUAAUGCAACGAUUGCUGCCAGAUAUCUAGCAUAUUACAAUUCUACUUACCAGAAAUUUAUGGCCAAUGUUAAGAUUAUUCUUGAUCGAGUGCCUAUCGAAAUGCAAUACAACAUUGUGAACAAUAUUUCCUUUUAUGACAUGAGAACCGCUAAGGCAAUGGCAUUAGAGUCAAAGGCUCUUUCAUUCGUAAGGAAGAAAAAUUACACAGCUGCAAUGGAUACUUUAGAGUCGGCACAAUACAAGAAUUAUUUGGAAGGAUUUAAAGAAGAGUUGCAACCGUUAGUGGAAUACGUUUUGGGAAAUACAGCUAGACUUCAAGAGUUAACAACGACUACAAUGACUGUGUGUUUGGUUGUCAUUGUAAGCUCUAUUGUAAUUGUCAUCCCGACUGUCAUCGCCUCAUUGACAGUCUCUAUUAGAAAGGAUUCUUCCAAUGUCAAAAAGUUGAAGAAAAUCAAGACGUAUCUUCUGAAAGAUACCAUGCGAGAUCCAAAAACAAGAAACCAAUUUAAGAACUUUUGUAAGCAAGAGUUGAGUUUGGACAAUUAUCACCUAUUAGAAAAGGUCAAUGAUUAUAAGGUUUUGUGUGACAAAAGUAUUGAUAUUCAAGUGUACCUAUUUGACCAAAGCGACACACUUUCUGAUGUUGCUUCAGAACAAAGUGCAACAACUAACGGAAGUACCAAUCAACCCAAAAAGAAAAAGAAAAAAGUAUAUACUGAGAAAGACUUUGUUGCCGUCGAAAAGAAAAAGUAUGAAAUUGCUUUUGAAAUUUUCACAGAUUAUUUGGAUGUUCGAGGUGAUAAGUCUGUGAAUAUUAACAAAUCUCUAGCUGACCGAGUGAAACAAUGUUUGGAUAUCUUUGCAACUGGUCAAAGUGAGCAAUUGCCAGAUAACUUGUUCGAGAAUGUGGAAUCCGAAAUUUGUCUUCUCUUAUUGGAUACUCACCGCCGAUUUAUUGCAUCCUUAGAAUGUCAGAAACAAAACAAGAUGGAAGUGCUCGCCAAACUCAAGCUCAGCAAAAAGAGCCAAGUGAAUCAACAAUAA